Molecule: messenger RNA, 2464 nt
Organism: Jatropha curcas
Lineage: Eukaryota; Viridiplantae; Streptophyta; Magnoliopsida; Malpighiales; Euphorbiaceae
Source: RefSeq, a predicted model, not a curated record
ACAAAGGAAGAAAAGAAAACAUGGCAACAUGCUAUGCUACAGUUAAAUAUUGUUUUUGAAAAAUCAUUCAAAGUCGGGAACUUUCUCUGCUUUCCAUCAUUUGUUUGGUUUUUAGCUACUAAUUUCCUUCGUCUGUGUAAGCAGAGCCGCCAUUAGAAGUUUAAUGGAUCUGCCGGCGGUGAGUUUUGCCACCAUCUUUCUUUUACUUGUUUUACCAGACGCCGCCUGCCUCGCCCAGAAGUUGGAGACAUCAGACCACGAGUUCGGUCCAUUCAACAGCUCAUACUACACCACCUUUGCAGUCUUAACGCCUGCUACAAUCAGCAAUAAUGCACUUCAGGUCACUCCUGAUUCUGCCGGUAACUUCACCCUUGCUAACAGGUCUGGCCGAGUCUUCUUCAAUCAGUCUUUCACGCUUUGGGAAGGACAAGGCGAAGCUGCAAGGGUCGCUUCCUUUAACACUUCCUUCCUCAUGAAUAUCUUUCGUGUUAACACCUCCUCUGUCCCUGGAGAGGGCUUAGCUUUCCUGAUAGCCCCCGAGAUUGAGCUCCCUCCCAACAGCAAUGGACAGUAUCUAGGUUUGACCAACUCCACCACCGAUGGCGAUUCCUCCAAUGGCAUCGUCGCCAUCGAGCUUGACACCUUCAGGCAGGAGUUCGACCCGGAUGACAACCACAUGGGUCUCGACAUCCAUAGUGUUCGCUCCAUCAAAGCGGUACCGCUUUCUGACUUUGGCAUUCAGAUCGCUCCGGUGGGCGCAAAAAUUUACAUGGUCUGGAUUAAUUACGAUGGUGCCAAGAAGGAAAUAAACGUUUACAUGGCAGAGCAAGGAACGCCGAAACCCGCUAGGGCGGUGCUGAAUGCGAAUCUCGACCUCAAAGACCACGUCAAUCAGACAUCUUACUUUGGCUUUGCUGCAUCCACAGGAAGCUCCUACGAGCUCAACUGCGUGCUUGCCUCCUACGAGCUCAACUGCGUGCUUGGCUGGAAUUUGACAGUUGAGCUGCUGCCCUCUGCUAAUGAUAAUAAUGGCAAAAGUAAUGGCAGUAAUAAAAAGGUAAUUGGAAUCUCUGUAGGAGUUGGGGUGGGUGUAUUGGUACUAUUAAUGAUAGGGGCGGGUGGGUUGAUUUAUUAUCUGAGAGAGAAGAAGGCGGCUUUGGAUCCCAUCAUAUUAGGAGCACUGAAGAGUCUGCCAGGAAUGCCGAGGGAAUUCCGGUUUAGGGAUCUAAAGAAGGCGACCAACAAUUUCGAUGAGAAGAAUAAACUUAGUCAAGGUGGAUUUGGAAUGGUGUACAAAGGAGUUCUGCCUAAUGAGAAUGUUCCAGUGGCUGUCAAAAAGUUCUCCAGAGGCAAUCUUCAGAGUCAAGAUUAUUUCUUGGCUGAGCUUACCAUCAUUAAUCGUCUGCGCCAUAAACAUUUGGUCCGAUUACUAGGAUGGUGCCACAAGAAUGGAGUGCUGCUUCUGGUCUAUGAUUACAUGCCAAAUGGGAGCUUGGAUAAACACCUAUUCAAUGGACCCGAAGAAAAAACUACUCUAGAGUGGAAAAUCAGGUACAAUAUCAUAGCUGGGCUGGCAUCUGCACUGCACUAUCUCCAUAACGAGUAUGACCAGAAAGUGGUGCAUCGAGACCUCAAAGCCAGCAACAUCAUGCUCGAUUCUAACUUUAAUGCUCGCCUUGGCGAUUUUGGGCUGGCUCGUGCCUUGGAAAAUGAGAAGACUUCGUAUGCAGAGCUAGAGGGAGUACCUGGAACUAUGGGCUAUAUUGCCCCUGAAUGCUUUCAUACUGGCAAGGCCACCCGUGAGUCUGAUGUCUAUGGUUUUGGUGCUGUGGUUCUUGAGGUGGUAUGCGGGCAGCGUCCUUGGACCAAAAUUGCCGGCUUCCAGUUCUUGGUGGACUGGGUAUGGUGGCUGAAUCGGGAAGGGCGCAUACUGGAGGCGGUUGACGAGAGUUUGGGCAAUGACUACAAUGUUGAGGAAGCCGAAAGGCUCCUGCUGCUUGGGUUGGCAUGUUCCCAUCCUAUUGCAAGCGAGAGACCGAAAACACAAGCCAUCUUUCAGAUAGUAUCAGGAUCAGUGGCAGUUCCUCAUGUCCCGCCUUUCAAGCCGGCUUUUGUUUGGCCUUCUGCAGCUGGACCAGAUUCCAGCAGUAGCACCAACUUGGAUGUUACAGCUGAUACUACGAACAUUACAUCUGGUUGGACCCCUCAAUGUGUCAGCCCUCAAAGCUAUGCCGAGGGACUCACAGACAGUUCUUUUGUCUAGCCAAAUCAAUUCCUUCCUUUCCAUUUAUUCCUAAUUUGUUUUAUCUUUAUCUAAUUCUUUGGUAAGAAGAGGACAUGGUCUGACAUUUCCGUCCUAGCUUGCUAUACGGUUCCUUUUUAAGAUUUUAUGGAUUGUUGGAGGUGGUUUGUGCAAGUGUACAUUUGGAUCAAGAGAAUUGUAUACAUUUUUUGGGUUUCGUAA